AUGACUGAUAACUCGGACUAUGUCUUCGUUUUCAGUGCAACGAAUACGCGACAUAGUGACUCAUCGUCAACAUCACUAAUUCAACAAACUACAGCAAACACAACGUUACCAAGUUAUGAGGAGGCAGUCAGAAACUCUGUAAAUCCUUCAAGCAUUGUUAUAACACCUGUAGCUCGUUCAGUAUCACAAUCUCUUGAAGAAGUUUUAGUUUUCCCUGAAGAAAAUCAAGAAAUUGUCUCAGAGCAUGCACCUCUUUUGCCCGAUAAUACAACUGGUUCUAGCACUGAUAAAUCAAACCAUAUUUCAAAUAAGGGCAACCAAUAUAAUCAUGAUGAUAAUUCGUCUACUAAUAGAACAAUUACAUCAUCAGUUGGGACAUCUGUACCUGCAAUGAUGCCACCACUUCCUGAAUAUUCAUUGUCUGAUGCAUCCUAUAAAACCAGUACCGAAGGUGUUACUUCUUUUGAUCAUAAAUUGAAUACAGAUGCUGAAUCAUUAUAUAGAUUUUUUGUGGCGAGGAAUGACAAACCUCAAAUGGCGAUAACUGGUUAUCACACAGAAUCAAUAGAUGAUAGUUAUUAUACUACUGAUUCAGAUGGGAAUUCUCGUCGAGUUGAUCAAUCAAGAAACGUGGAGGUUAUUGAUUUUAAGUUGACUAUAGACCUUUCAAAUUAUAUUUUACCCACAGGAGUUAUGUACACGAUUCCGAAAAAAAACCAUCCACCAGUAGAGAUCAUGCAGAUUUUGAGGGAAUAUGUCGAACACGAAAAUCUUUUAAAAGAAAUUGAGAUGCGGAAGGUUGUAAUCUGGGAUUAUGAAUCGUUAACAAGAGCAAUCUCUUCAACAAUUCGACAACAAGGAUUUCGAAAUGACAUUCGUAUCACUUAUCCACUUCGUAAUCACAUUGUUAAAGUUCAAUCUGAUCAUAAGUUGGCUCAUUUUUUAAGAAAUCCUUGGAAAAAGUUUAAAAAUCAAUUGAGAAGUGAUUUUCAAAUGAGUAUUAGUCCUAGUGAUUGGUUUCAAAAUAAUAUUGAAUUAAUCAUUUCAAAUGUGAGGUGGCUUUAA
This is a messenger RNA of Dentiscutata heterogama, 1065 nucleotides long. The record is from the annotation of a GenBank genome assembly. Lineage: Eukaryota; Fungi; Glomeromycota; Glomeromycetes; Diversisporales; Gigasporaceae.